Molecule: messenger RNA, 3430 nt
Organism: Tuber aestivum (summer truffle)
Lineage: Eukaryota; Fungi; Ascomycota; Pezizomycetes; Pezizales; Tuberaceae
Source: the annotation of a GenBank genome assembly
ACAGCUGGGAAUGAGACUGCGGAAUUAACCAAACUAACGAAUCCCAUCUAUGAACAAGACGUGAAGCAAAGUGAAAAAAAAAAAAGAGCGAACGCUUAGGCCCAACUAUUUUGGCGGUCGUUAGCAGGACCCCGGAGGAGCGGUGUAAGGGGAGGUCUCACCCGAGCUCCUUUUGCCGCACAAUGUCCCCCCUUCUACCCUUCAGUUUUCCCUGUCCAAUGGUCAGCUCUGAUCGGGCUUCACACCUCAUAGGAGGAGAGAUACCGAAGCACCGCCCUCAACGACCAAUCUAUCCAUCUGGAAGAACUGGCUAAUCAUGGUUUGUCUCUAGAUUUCCCCGGGCCCUAAUCAGCACACUUCCCACACGCCCGCUCGGAUGGCGCCAUCGUCAUCAGCCGACUGUGGUGGAACGGACCUUCAACACCUGAAGCUCCUUCAAUCCCUUCUGCACGAGCUCCUGGAUUCUCCUCGGGUCCUCGAUGCUCUUGUGUUCCCGGAAGGCAUCCCUAGUCCUCCGCCUCGCGUACUCGCGGAAGUUGUAGGAGGAAAAACGAUUGGAGAAGCGGAGAAGAUUGCGGUACUGAGAGCGACAUGGCCUCUAUCAGUAUUUUCAUCUUGAUGACGAGAGGGAUCAAAUACCAAAGACCUAGCUUGAAAUGCCGUAUCAGCCAUAAUAGAACACCACCGGUGGAACAGUGAUGCUGAUGACCGAGAUUGUUUUUCGCGGGAACCAGAUGGGAUGCCCACACAAUGCCAAGAGAUAUUAUGCUAUCUGCCGUCACUCUGUCCAGGAACAAAUGAAUGGAAGGACAAGCCUUUUCAACCCCCCUUCAAGUUUUAUGCCCCGCAGAGCCCCACUACUGAUAUUGCCCCUCCGAGCGCGGUUGACCCAGCCCAACCCUAGCCCCUCUUGAACGGGGUGGAAAGGAGAGGAGAAAAAAGAAAACGGCCCCCAACCCGCACCCCGCUAUUCAUACCGCUACGGUGCGUAAGAAAAAUGAAGGCCUCUCUCAUUAUACCCUGAGAGAACGCCUUAUCGCCCCUAGUGCGGCUUCGGAGGCCAAGACGGUCGAAGGGGAGCUGGGGUGGUUUGCAAUUCCGGAGCGAAAUCACGUCAUUUGAAGGGAAAUGUUCCUUCGUGAGCCUUUCUAUGAAAAUACGAAUUUAAAGGUCGUGUCCCUUUCUCUAUGAAUAUCUGUGUCCAUAGUUCCCGCUCCCAGUCCUCAUUUCUUUGCCCCAGCUUCCAGGGCACUGUAUUUAGUUUCUACUCUGAUCCCUCUGAUCCAUUCACUGCUCCCCCUCAUCGCUAGAAUGUCGGAUUUGCCGCUGCCCCACGGAGGUGUCCUCAAGGACUUGAUUGCUAGGGACCUCCCUAGGCACAAUGAGCUGCUCGCUGAGUCGGAGAACCUUCCAGCUCUGGUUCUCACCGAGCGUCAACUUUGCGAUUUGGAGCUGAUCCUGAGUGGUGGAUUUUCCCCCUUGGAGGGUGAGUCGUGAUUGCUUCUCCUUUUGCCUCGUGGUGUGCGUGUCCUAACCGGUGCGAAUAGGUUUUAUGAACGAGAGGAAUUACAACGGGUUUGUCUUUGCAUUCCCCGGAAUUGAGAGGUGGGUGAAUGUUGAUAUCGGGACAGGGUUGUUGAGAACCUCCGCCUCGUCGAUGGAACCCUCUUCUCCAUGCCCAUCACUCUGGAUGUUACCAGGGCUCAAAUCGAGGGACUGGGUAUCAGGGCUGGCGCAAGAAUCACGCUCCGUGAUUUCCGUGAUGACCGUCACUUGGCCAUCAUUACCGUCGACGACGUCUACAGACCUGACAAGUAGGUUGAGAGUGACAUCUUGUGAGCGAACCCGCCCUGACUAGCAAGUAGGCAAAAGGAGGCUAGGGAGGUCUUGGGCGGCGAUGAAGAGCACCCUGCUAUCCGUUAUCUGUUUAGCACCGCUCGGGAAUAUUAUGUGGGUGGGAGGAUUGACGCCAUUAACAGGCUCAAUCACUACGACUACGUUGGCCUGAGAUGUUGGUGACCCCAAUUGGCGCGACACUAUUGUGUGGUGCUAAUUGCGGUAUAGACACUCCCGCCGAAUUGAGGUUACAUUUUGAGAAGCUGGGAUGGUCCAGGAUCGUCGCCUUCCAGACCAGGAAUCCCAUGCACAGGGCUCAUAGGGAGCUCACGGUCCGUGCAGCGAGGGCGCGCCAGGCAAACGUACUCAUCCACCCCGUUGUGGGUCUCACCAAGCCGGGCGACAUUGAUCACUUUACUCGUGUGCGCGUCUACCAAGCCCUUCUCCCCCGAUACCCUAACGGCAUGGCCGUCCUUGGUCUUCUCCCCCUCGCUAUGCGCAUGGGAGGACCCCGUGAGGCCAUCUGGCACGCCAUUAUCCGUAAGAACCACGGUGCCACUCACUUCAUUGUCGGGAGGGACCACGCUGGUCCUGGAAGCAACUCGAAGGGUGUUGAGUUUUACGGUCCCUACGAUGCUCAACGUGCCAUUGAAAAGUACAAGAGUGAGUUAGGAAUUGAGGUUGUUCCAUUCCAGAUGAUGACGUAUCUCCCCGACACCGACGAGUAUGCUCCCAUCGAUGAGAUCAAGCCGGGGACCAAGACCUUGAACAUUUCCGGAACUGGUAUGAUUAGUAUUCCUAGCUACAUGGGCAAACCCAAUGAUACAUGCUAACGUUGCCAGAACUUCGUCGCCGUCUCCGUAUAGGGACCCCCAUCCCAGAGUGGUUCUCAUACCCCGAAGUCGUCAAAGUCCUUCGGGAAUCCCACCCACCCCGUCACAAACAAGGCUUCACCGUCUUCCUGACCGGGUACACCAACAGCGGCAAGGAUGCCGUCGCCCGUGCCCUACAAGUGACACUGAACCAGCAGGGCGGCCGCUCAUCCACUCUUCUCCUCGGCGAGACUGUCCGUUCCGAGCUCUCUGCAGAGCUCGGCUUCUCCCGGGAAGACCGCCACAAGAACAUUCAACGCAUCGCCUUCGUCGCAGCCGAACUGACUCGCGCUGGUGCCGCCGUCAUCGCUGCGCCCAUCGCCCCAUUCGAGAGCUCCCGCAUCCAGGCGAAGCAGACCAUCGAGCAGUUCGGGUCCGUGUACCUCAUCCACGUCGCCACGCCGUUGGAAUACUGCGAGAAGACGGACAAGCGCGGGGUAUACGCCCGCGCCCGCAGUGGUGAAAUCAAGGGGUUUACUGGCGUGGAUGAUCCGUAUGAGGAUCCCACCAAGCCUAGUCUUGUUGUGGAUGCUAGCAAGCAGACUGUUCGCAACAUUGUACACCAGAUUGUCCUCCUUCUUGAGAGCGAGGGCCUUUUGGACACUGUUUAGAUGGACUUGCUUCUAAUUUGACUUUACUUGUCUCUUUUGUUCCUCCUUCGGUUUCUUUCAUUAUUCCUAUAACUGCUCAUACUUUGGCAUCUAUUUAUUUGUGGCUGUUAG